CAAUCUACGACCACAGAGUCAGCUGAGAUGAUCGACUGUUGGUGCUAAACCCUAAUUCUUCUGACGUUUGAGAAGUGGUGCUAGAUGCUUAUUUGAUAGUUGGCAGGGGUAGCAGUAAACAGCUUCUCCUUCUUGUUGGUGAGUGGUCCUCUCUGUUUUGCAGUGGAGGGCUUCACACUCACAGCUAGUGUGGCUGGAUGCAUCACACAGCAGAACAGUUCACCGGGUGCAGCACACGGGACCCUUUUCCUCUGGAUGGACUCAACCGGGGACCAUGGGCUCCCGUGAGCAGCCGUGCCUGGCCACCUCCCUCCAGGUGCUUACCAGGUGUCAAUCAGCACCAGUUCCUCACCCAUAUGCCACCUAGUCACAUGACUGGGCUAAAUCAUCCUAGUAAAUUCUUAAACAAUGGUCCCCUACAUCGAGGAGAUAAGCAAGGCCUGUCUCAGGCUUUGUUGCCAGGAAUACAAAGGAUACCCCCUGCUCCUCCCAGGCCUUGGGAACCAACCAGAACUGGCCAGGGAUAUGAGCCAUUGCCUGGUGAUAAUCACAACCGACUGCACAAUGGCUACAACGCAGGACCUCCUGCACACCUCACAGCUCGAGCCAGUCAGCUACUGAAGUAUGGUGCUCCUCAUCCUCAGCUCAUGCCUUCAUUCCCUGAUAUGUGGACUCAACCUCAGACUCAGCAGCAACCCAGGGGACCUCAUUCUCAUUCUGGACAGUUAAAACGACCUGGGCUCCCUCUUGGAGAGCACUCUGUCAUUCAGCAUACCCCUGCUCCAUCUCUGCACCGGCCCAUGGAGGACUGCCCCAGUCCGAACAAGAGAAAGAAGAGCUCUGGGUCUGAACAGAUGCCUCAUUCCGCCAUGCAGCGCAUAUCCGGACCGCCUGUACAUUUGAAUCAGCAGCCACCCUCCAACUACCCCCCACCAAAACCUAGCUUUUGGAACCCAUUGCACAGAGGUGGAGCACCCUGGAACCCGAAUGAACACAAAAGCGGACCCAUUGAUUUCCAGGAUUCAGCUAAGUCAGGAAUUGGAAGCUUCCCCUAUAUCCCCUAUAAACUGCCUCCAUCACAGCCACCUCCCCUCACCCCCCAGACAGAAUAUGCCCGUGAGAAGCAAAGGCAAAGAGAGAAAUGGAAGAGUGGCGCACCGUUUCAGAAUUCCACUGGGAAUCCCACAUACCCCUCAGAGUCAGGUCUCAUCAGCCCCUCCGACAGCCACACCAUGCAAUUGAAACCUGACCCAUCCAAAGAUGUCAAAAUGUUGAAAACCUCUCAUAAUGCUGAGAUUAUAAAUGCAAUUCCCAACCCUCCACCCCUGCGAGAGCCACCCAAACUUUACCAGGCUUUCCCCAAGGAUGUUCGCUCUUCAUGCACACCUAUCAGCACGACUACAAGCAGCCUUCAAAAACAUAUGCCCAGUACAGGACUUGGUAGUUUGGGUAGCAGUUCUAGAAGUUGCAGUGGUGACUCUGAUGGUGCCCAAUUUGAGGAGGAAACUUCUGAGCUCUUGCCUGAUGGAUUGGCUAAUAUUAUGAAGAUGCUGGAUGAGUCCAUCAGGAAAGAGGAGGAGUUGUAUUCUGGCCAGAGUGGAGAACAGGCAGUACUGAAACCUCUGUUUUCUACAAAUGUGGCACCUAUUAAGAGUUAUUUGUGUGCACCAGACCUCAUGCCUGCCCUAAAGCAAUCUCCAACUGAGGGUUAUCAGCCAGAUGGCCAUGCAAGCCCACCUGUGUUAAGUCGGCAAGGUUCACUGGCAUCUCCUUGUAGUCGUACUUCUUCACUUGAGGAAGAAGAGGAGGUUCUUAAGGUCAUUCCCAAGCCUGCAAAUUCCAUUAGCAUGCAGUCUCAAGAAAGCAAUCUUGCCACAACAGGAACCAAUUAUCGCCAUAGUGACCUGGCCAAGCUGUAUGGCCUUCCAGAGGUAGAGAAAAGUGAGUGUGAGGAUGAUGAAGAAGAAGCAGAUCAGGAUGAAGAUGAAACUCCAUCCUGUUCACCACCACCACAACGGCCACACCUCCAUCAGACAGGUGUGAACGGCAUGUUUAAAAACCUUGCGUCUGUACUUGAGAGCCAGAAGUACACCUACCGAGGUGGACCCUUUGGUCGUCCUCCUCCCUCUGCUUUUAUGGGAGUGAAGUACUCUUCAUCUCUUUCUCUGGAGCCUGACAUUUGCAGACAACAACAACAAAGCACUUCUCCCACAUCAGGUUCAUCCAAUCACCCAGGUUUCAGCAGUCCAACGCAUCCCUCUGCCAUUAGUAACUCAGGACAGCCCUGUCCCCUCUCACCUACAGAUUGGGCAUCAGAGAGGAAGAGAGGGGAUACGAUUAGCCAGUCAGAUUUUUUGGGCAAUGAUGAUGAGGAAGAUAUUUCAGAGGAAUCCACAGGAGUGAAGGAUUCUGGAACUGUGAAAGACUUGUUUAAAAAUCGACCUAUACUGACCACCAUCUCAGAGUCUUCACUAGCGGAGCUUGGUCAUAGCUAUGAGGUGAACAAACACAUACUCCCUCAAAGGCAGAGCUCUAAGGCAGAGUCACAGGAGACAUGCAAACCUGAUAAAGAAAAGGACCGACACCGAGACAGAGAACGAGAGAGGAAACACAAACACCGUAGCAGUAGCAAAAAACAUGAGGACAGGAAAGAGAGAAAGAAAAAGCACAGAGAAAGACACGAGGAUGCGUCUCUUUCCUCAUCCUCAUCUUCCAGCUCCAGUCGACGGCACAAGGAUGGAAAGUCACACAAGGAAAAAAAGAGCAGGCAGGUACUGGGUAACCUGGACCUUCAGAGUAAGGAGUUUAGGGAGAAGGAACAAGACCGUGACGGAGACAAGAAAAGAAGGAAGGAGGAAUGUAGCCAACCCCAGAGUGAAGGAGAAGAGUGGGCACGCAGUAAAGACGAGGGCGCCAGCUCUGGACGUUCGUCUGAUCUCCCAUCAGCUUCUUCAGCAUUAUGUUCUGAUGACUUUCAGAAACUGAAAGCACUGACAGAUGGGCCACCCAAAGAACUGAAGAUACGCCUCAUAAAGGUGGAGAGUGGGGACAGGGAGACAUUUAUUGCUUCAGAGGUAGAGGAGAGAAAGAUUCCUCUGGAGGAAAUCACCAUAAAGAACACAGCUAGUGAAAUCGUCAGAGCCUGCAAGGGGGCUCGCGUGAAGGGGAAAUUUAAGGAAUCGUUCCUCCUACCUGCCCUCUCUGUUAAACCAGUUUUGAGCACAGAACUGCCCAUCCCUCGAGAGAAACUCAACCCCCCCACACCUAGCAUCUAUUUGGAAAGUAAAAGAGAUGCAUUCUCUCCGGUCCUGCUACAGUUCUGCACGGAUUCUAAGAACCCCAUUACUGUCAUCCGGGGAUUAGCUGGCUCCCUUAGAUUAAAUCUUGGUCUGUUUUCCACAAAAUCAUUGGUGGAGGCAAAUGCGGAGCAUGCAGUAGAGGUCCGGACCCAGGUCCAGCAGCCAGCCGAUGAGAACUGGGAUCCCAGCGGCACUGGCCAGACCUGGCCCUGCGAAAGCAGCAGGUCGCAUACAACAAUUGCCAAGUAUGCCCAGUACCAGGCCUCCAGCUUCCAAGAGAGCUUACAGGAAGAGAAGGGCAGUGAUGACGAGGAUGAUGAUGAUGAAGAUGAUGAGAAAUCAGCCACUAACUCUGAGAAUACAACCAGUAGCUCCUCAGCUCCCAGCUCCAGUUUAGAGCAGAAAACUGUGGGGAAGAUAAUAAAAUUUGGCACCAACAUUGACCUGUCCGAUCCAAAAAGAUGGAAGCCUCAGCUGCAGGAACUGCAGAAGUUGCCGGCGUUUAUGCGUGUGUCCUCCAGUGGGAAUAUGCUGAGUCAUGUUGGCCACACCAUUUUGGGAAUGAAUACAGUGCAACUCUACAUGAAAGUCCCUGGCUGCCGCACACCAGGACACCAGGAGAACAAUAACUUCUGUUCCAUAAACAUCAAUAUUGGACCUGGAGACUGUGAGUGGUUUGCUGUUCAUGACAACUACUGGGAGGCCAUCAGUGAUUUCUGUGUAAAGCAUGGAGUCGACUACCUGACAGGAUCAUGGUGGCCGGUUCUGGAUGACUUGUACCGCGCUAACAUCCCUGUGUACCGGUUCAUCCAAAGACCAGGAGACCUGGUAUGGAUCAACGCAGGCACUGUACACUGGGUUCAGGCCGUGGGCUGGUGCAACAACAUUGCUUGGAAUGUGGGGCCCGUCAACUCUUAUCAGUACCAGUUGGCUUUAGAGAGAUUUGAGUGGAACGAAGUGAAGAAAGUCAAAUCCAUCGUUCCCAUGAUUCACGUAUCCUGGAACGUGGCACGGAACGUCCAAGUCACUGACCCAGACACUUACAAGAUGAUCAAACACUGUCUCCUCCAGUCUAUUAAGCACAUUCAGAUUCUGAGAGACCAGCUGGUGGCAGGAGGAAAGAAGAUUUCCUACCAGAGCAGAGUGAAGGAUGAGCCGGCCUACUACUGUAACGAGUGUGAUGUGGAGGUGUUUAACCUGCUGUUUGUGACCAGUGAGAAUGGCAGUCGGAAGAUGUAUGUGGUGCACUGUGAGGACUGUGCACGACAACGCAACCCAAACCUCUCCAAUGUAGUAGUGCUGGAGCAAUGCCGCAUGGAGGAGCUCAUGAGCGUUUAUGACUCUUUCAGCCUGACUACCAGUUCCAGCUCCCGAUGAGGACGUCUCAGCCCUUGCCCUCACACAGCCAUAACCAAAACUCCUGUUCGCAGGACGAGAUCUUUUAUUUUAGUCCAGUUAAGACUUAAAACAUUUACCGUUGGGGGAAACAAAAUACUACUGUUAAUAUUUGUUGAACAGCCAAUCGAGAACCAGUUUACUCAGCAUUGUUUACAGAACCAAUCAGCCAAUAAAUUCUGUCGGUUUUGUGUACCAACCCCUGUAUGGCUCUGCGGGACUUCAAGCGGAAUGCAGUUUGGUGCUGUCAUGGCGUACAGCGGCAGAGUUGCCGAGAUCCUGUCCAUUUGGUUCUUAAUUUUUUUUUUCUCUCUCUCUCUUUUUUGGGGAUAUUGAAUACCGAAAUGUGUAAAUGCUCUUUGUAUUUUUCGUGGGUGCUUUUUUCUUCAAUAAUUUAUUCUUUUUAAACCUAGAACAGCCUAGAUAUAUACCACAUUGGCCUUGUGACUUGUAUUUAGUGAAGAGAUAAAAAUUAAUAAUACUAAUAAUAGAGCUAUGGACAUUUUUCUAAAGCAUUAAGAAUUAAAAGAAAUACAGUUGUUCAGAAUGCUUCAAAACAUACGGGUUUUAAAAGACUUUUUCAGUUUCAGUACAGAAUCGGUUUAUAUCAUCAUUUUUAAUCCAUUUUUCUCCUGCAUUUUGUGAGUAUAAUUGUUCAGUUUCAUCGGUUCUGUUCAGUGAAUUGUUUCUCACCUCUUUCUCUUUGAUUUUUUUUUUAAAUUGUACAUUUAUUUAAAAUGUUCUAUUUAUUGGAUAUAAAAUGUUCUCCCCUGCCUCAACUUGGUUAUCAGAGAUGUAUUAUGGGUUUCUAUUGUUAGUCUAAAUCCUCUGUAAGAUUUCAAGGGUGCUGAUUUCAAGCUUUGAGUUUUGGUGCUUGCCCCUUUAAAUAGCUUUCCUGUCUAUAUAUUAUUAAAUAUCUCAUAACUGACUCUGUCCAUGUAGAUUGUAGAGCACAGAGAAGUUGUCUGUUAUACACAAAUGUUUAGACAGUUUUCCUCACGUAUGUUAACAGGUGAUCACUGUUAUAUAUUUGAACACCUGCUCACGUGCCCGUUUCUUUUGAACAAAUAAAAGAAAGAUUAAAUACAGGGGCCAUGUUCAUAUGAAUGCUCAGAAUAGACCUGUGCUCUUGGAAUCUCUUCUUUUGUUUUUGACUAAGAUGGUGACUAGGACUGAUUCUGAGCCUAGAUUAGCAGCUAUUCUGUCAUGAAUAAAAUCUGGCUAACGUCUGUUUUUGAUACUCUUACACGUUCAGUGGUGCUUCUGUCCUGUUGUAAAUGCGGUUUGUUUGAGGACACAGUUGCCGUGCUGAACACAGCAGGCAUAAUCUUUCUAUAUACACAGUAUACAGUAAUUGGCUGCAGUGGGAUAUCAUACUGUAAGGCCAAAAAUCACAUUGAACUGUAAAUUGCGGCAUUUUACUGGAAUGAGUAACAGUGUGAAAGGGGAUUUAAUGCAUUGUUUUUGAUUUAUAUACUGUAAUUUGUUACAGCUUUAGAAGCGUUAGCGUGACAAUUCAUGUAUUAUCAGGAAAAUGGUUUUGAUUAUGAUAUAGAUGGUGCUGAGUUCUUCUCGACCUACUCAAUUUUUUUUAAGAAAUAUUUUUCCUGUUGCAAUAUACACACUUUCCUCUUUUUAUUUUUGUGGUUAUUUAAAAUCUGCACUGUUUUGGAAUUCACACACGAAGCAAACUGAGCCAGACAUGUCUUAAACACUUUGUGAAUUCGUGUGUCAUUGAUAUGAUUACUCUGAAUAAUAUUAAAUGCUUUUGAUAAACUUU
Messenger RNA from Sinocyclocheilus grahami, 6474 nucleotides. RefSeq names its product lysine-specific demethylase 6B-like. Gene Ontology annotation, cellular component: MLL3/4 complex. NCBI's taxonomy places the organism in Eukaryota, Metazoa, Chordata, Actinopteri, Cypriniformes, Cyprinidae. Gene Ontology annotation, molecular function: histone H3K27me2/H3K27me3 demethylase activity; RNA polymerase II cis-regulatory region sequence-specific DNA binding; chromatin DNA binding. Gene Ontology annotation, biological process: heart development; regulation of gene expression. The record is from RefSeq and is a predicted model, not a curated record.